This is a messenger RNA of Acanthosepion pharaonis, 591 nucleotides long. Lineage: Eukaryota; Metazoa; Mollusca; Cephalopoda; Sepiida; Sepiidae. The record is from the annotation of a GenBank genome assembly.
AUGUAUCCAUCUAUCUCAGUCUGUUCAUAUCUAUUUAUCUCUCUAUCUACCUCAGUAUUAUCUAUCUAUCUAUCUAUCUAUCUAUCUAUCUAUCUAUCUAUCUAUCUAUCCUUCCAGUUUCUUUCUUUCUUUCUUUCUUUCUUUCUUUCUUUCUGUCUGUCUGUCUGUCUGUCUGUCUAUCCCCCAAUUCCUAUCUAUCUAUCUAUCUAUCUAUCUAUCUAUCUAUCUAUCUAUCUAUCUAUCUGUCUCAGUAUUAUCUAUCUAUCUAUCUAUCUAUCUAUCUAUCUAUCUAUCUAUCUAUCUAUCCUUCCAGUUUCUUUCUUUCUUUCUUUCUUUCUUUCUUUCUUUCUUUCUGUCUAUCCCACAAUUCCCAUCUAUCUAUCAUCUAUCUAUCUAUCUAUCUAUCUAUCUAUCUAUCUAUCUAUCUAUCCUAAUCUCUUCAUUAUCUAUCUAUCUAUCUAUCUAUCUAUCUAUCUAUCUAUCUAUCCUUCCAGUUUCUUUCUUUCUGUCUGUCUGUCUGUCUGUCUGUCUGUCCCCCAAUUCCCAUCUAUCUAUCUAUCUAUCUAUCUAUCUAUCUAUCUAUCUAUCUGA